Molecule: messenger RNA, 4945 nt
Organism: Epinephelus moara (kelp grouper)
Lineage: Eukaryota; Metazoa; Chordata; Actinopteri; Perciformes; Serranidae
Gene: phc3b
Product: polyhomeotic-like protein 3
Exons: 12
Coding region: 853-4266 (1137 amino acids)
Cellular component (GO): PRC1 complex; nucleus
Molecular function (GO): zinc ion binding; protein binding
Source: RefSeq, a predicted model, not a curated record
CAUGAAUAAUGUGAUGUAACACUGCAUAAAGAGUACUAAUCUUUGAUGCUUGAAAUAUAUUAGCUGAUAAUAACUUGGUAUUUUUACUGAUGCAAACUGUUGAAUGCAGGAUAAUGGCAUAUUUUAUGUUGUGGUAUUGCUACGUCUGCCUCUGAUCAUUUGAAUACUUCCUCCAUAGUGUGACACUGUACAGUUGGCAUGAUGCAACCUGCUUGUACAGUAUGAGAGUCUUUGCGGUCCUCCUGAGCUCUGAGUGGUGCUGUCUCGCCGCCGUCGCCUUGUGAAAACUGCCUUCCAUUGCAUUUCUCCACCAGCGGACUAACCAGGCCCCUCGCAGCCGCUACACGGUGGCCCCGAGCCGGGCUGAUUCCCCCUUCAGACCCGGUAGGUGUGACGGUGGUGGUACACCAGAGAACGACGGGCACCAUAAUCCCCCCUGGCUGCUGGAUUCACGGACUGCUCCGCGGGAAAAGCCCGAGAUGUGAUGAAAUCCUAAUCAAAGUGCGACACACACACAAGCCCAUGCACAUCAUAAACGGGCCUGCCUUGCAGCGCAACUUUGCGUUUUUGCCUCUCUGCAGGGGCUAAAGGCAAAGAAUCAGAGGUGAGGCUGCUGAAAUUAUUGUCUCGGGGACGGUUACGCGCACUUCGCAGCAGCCCCUGCGCUGUCAGACGAGGAAGUGAAGCUUCAUACACGCCCAUUUCAGCCUGUCGACCCUGCUAAAAAGCCCAGACCCGCUCAUCAGAUAACACCAACAGACUUUAUAGACAUGCGGUCACUUUUGGAUGGACGACACCGGGAAUAAUCUGCAGAACGACGCCAAUUUCAGUGGUGUGCUGAGGUGUUGAAGGAUGGACAGGGAGCUGGUUCGUCAGAGCCAAUCAGAACACGGCGAGGCCACCAAUGGAACCAGCCCUCAGACUUCCCCCACCACACCCGACCCCUCCACCCCUACAACCCCCACCCCUCCCCGGCUCACCCCCAACCCCAUGCUCCUGGACUCCCCUGCCCCCACGCUGACGCCCACCACCUCCUCCCCUCCUCCCCCUCUCACCCCUGCUCCCUCCGUAUCCGCAGCCCAUGUCCCGAAGGUGGCAGCAGCUACAGCCGGUGCUCCAUCUCCCCACAUCCUCGUCCCUGCUCCCCCUAAACUCACCUCCACUGCAACCCCUGCCCUCCGAACAUACUCUCGUCCAAUUCUUCCCUCCCCAACAGGCGUGUCCAAAACAUCUCCUACCACACAAACCACCUCCUCUCUUCUCCCUCCUUCCUCCUCCUCCUCCUCCUCUUCCUCUUCCUCUCCUUCUGUAGCCAGCACCACCGCGCCCCUCCUCUCUUCUUCUACUUCUACAACGCACAGCAGCACCACCAUGUCAACCAAGGCCUCUACUAGCCUGACCAAUGGGAACACAAGGCCUGUAUCCACGCCGACCUCCACACCAAUCACGCCCUUUCACACACCAGCCAGUCCACCUGGCAGACAGGUAUCACAGGCUCAUCCUGUGGGCACACCUGGUCUUGUGCGAGCCAAUCAGAGCCCCUCACCUGUCAGGCAGAGGGUAUCCCAGCAGACAUUGCUCCUGGGGAAAGGUCUCAAAGGGUCUGGCCAAGAUCAGGUGCUGCUCAGAGCUCAGAUGUUGAUUCUUACGUCUGCUAUGCGACCUGCCCUGUCCUCCUCCUCUUCCUCCUCCUCUUCCUCCUCUCCUCCUUCCUCUAACCCUGCCUCCGCUCAGCUCCAGAGUCUCACCCUGAGGCCUCCUCCCCCUGGGGCCCUCACCAUCCCCCCCUCCCUCCGCCUCAAGCCCCCCUCCUCAGCUCCGCCUCCCCUCUCUCGCCCUCACGCCCCACUCUUUCCCCCUCUCAGGCCGCGUCCGCAGCCGACCACCACGGCAACGGAGAGUACGAACACGCCCAGCCGCCACCUCUCCGUCCCACCUCCAACUCUUUACUCUCCAGUUCGAGCCGUCCCUCUGAGACCCAGACUUCAUUCUCCAAACGGUCACAGAGUGACGUCACCACGUCAAUCCUCAACCCUCCAACCAAUCGCUGCUGCCCCCACCUGUCAGGCCUCCCCUGUCAGCAGGCCGCUGGCCGGACCGAAGAGCUGUCCGUUAACUCAAGCUAUGCUUGGGCCCUCGAGCCAAUCCCUGCACAGCUCGUUACCUGUGACCAACCCCGUGUCUGCCUCCUCCCAUUUCGAGCGCUCGCCGUCUGCAGCAAGGCAGCUACAAAUCAUUGCCCUCUCCUCGGGCCGCCAGACGCAACCUUGCACGUACACCCACACUGUGCAGUCAGCACCUCCUGUUGUAGAGUCGCCUGAGCUGUCCGGCCAAUCAAAGAGGACGUUGAGCAAUGAAGACGUGCUUCCUCUUCCUCUAAACCCCUCGUUGCCAAAAAACACCUCUCCCCUGCCCUCGCCUCCAUCUCUCCUGAGUCCAGCAUCCCCUUCGAGUCAGGCCGGUCCUCAAACACAAACUCUGAUGCAGAAAGGAGAGGGGAAGGAAAGCGAAGAGCAGCGGGAGAGAGGACGAGGGGUGAGACAAGGAGUCAGAGAGGAGGGGAGCGCUGGUAAAGAGCUGAGGGUGGAGAGAGAUGACCAAAGAGAGAAGGUGAAGGAGGAGAAACAGAGACUUCUACCUGAAAAAGAAGAAACCCUCAUCAGUGAGAAGGAACAGGAAGUGAAAACAGACAGAGAAGAACAAAUGGAGGUGACAGAGGAAGGCCAGACGGCAGAAAGAGGCGAGGACAAAAAGAUGGAGGUGGAAGAGGAAGGAGAGACCACCAUGGACCAGUCUGAGAACCUGACCAGUCAGAUUCUCCACCAGUACCAGAACACAGAUCCUGUCCCGAUACCUGAUGCUGUUAAAGACUCCAGCGUGGAACCCAAACCCGUCCUGGGUCUCAUUCCAGCCUCAGUAACAGUCCCAGUCCCAGUCCCAGUCCCAGUCCCAGUCCCAGCUCCAGUUCCAGAGGUCUCUGUCCAAAGUCAGAGGCUAGCAGAGUCUCAGCUGCAGCCUGUCAGCCAGGAGGACUUCUGUGAGAACAUGUCGACGCAGUCUGACAACCAGUCAGCGUUGUCCAGCCUCUCCUCCCAGUCACCCCCUUCCUCACCCUUCAUCACCCCCUCAGCAGAAAACCCUCCCCCACUCCUCCCUGCUCAGACCGCCCUCCCGACCGACCUCAGCCUAUCACAGCAUGAGACAGAGAAGGCUGACAACAAAGUGGUUAGUGAGUCACAGCAGCUGGCUGAAGCUGAAACUGAGACAGAGCCCCUCAGCCAAUCGGGAGACGAGUCGGAGAGCUUCGGUCAAUCGCAGAGCAGCCCCUGGGAGCCGAGGGCAUGGCCUGAGGGGCGACAGGUUCUGACUCACCUGGUGGAGGGAUUCGUCAUCCAGGAGGGGCUCCAACCAUUUCCUGUGAACCGCUCGUCGCUGCUGGUUCCAGAGCAGGUGACCAAACCAGAGGAAGUGAACGGGACCAAUGGGAGUCCGGUGUUGCCUGUGAUGGACACAACAAAACAAGCUGAGCACUCCACUGAGUCAGAGGGGGAGGAGGCCGGAGACACAGAUGACCCUACCAACAGGUCGGCCCACAGGGACAGGACGGUGCUGCACUGCCAGUUCUGUGGGAAGAGAGGCCAUGCACACAACUUCAUGCGGUCCAAACGCUUCUGCUCCACUUCCUGUGCACGCGGGUUUAAUGUUCGUCUGACGAAGCGUCUGCGGGCUCUGAGUGCAGGUAGUCGGUCAGAGAGGCCUCGCCCAGCCCUGAACAGGGCCGAGUCCGUUCCUGGGAAGCCUCUCUUACUACGACUGCCUCGUGAUCUCUGGAGUGCUGGGCGGCGUGAGAAGGAGGGGAAGGAGAAGGCAGCGGCGGCAGAGGAGGAGGAAGAGGAGGACAUGGAGGGAAGAGGGGAGGAGGAAGAUGAUGACGACGGGGAGGAGGAUCCUGCUGUUGCCAUGACAGCCAGGAUGGAGCGCCGGGCAGCGCGGAGAGCGAGGAGGGCGUCUGCACCUGCAUUGACCACCUCUACACCCACGACCACAUUCAAACCGGCACCCUCCCAGUGGAGUGUGGAGGAAGUAACUGCCUUCAUACACACACUGCCAGGCUGCAGCGAUGUGGCCGAGGCUUUUCGGCUGCAGGAGAUCGAUGGUCAAGCUCUGCUGCUGCUGACUGAGGACCACCUGAUGACCAGCAUGAAUAUCAAACUGGGGCCGGCUCUCAAGAUAUGCGCUCACAUCAACGCACUGAAAAACCAAUGAGAGAGUGAAAAAAAACAGACUAAUACAAAGGAAAAAGAGAGAGUCGGGGUGUGAUGAGGAAGGCAAACUGACAACAAAGAUGCUGGAGAAGAGAUGAAUGGAAUAAAUUAGAGGAGAAGAGAAAGGAGGAAGUUUUCAUGAAAAACAAAAGCUGACACCAAGGAUGACAGAACAAAGUCACAAAAAGAGAUUCACGGUAAUUUAUGAGAUUAUAAAUCGAGGUGUGGCCUUAGGAGACGGGAACAGAAGCGAGAAGACACCAGAGUCCAGAGGAAAUUUCAUCCGUUUUAGGCCCUCUGACUGUAGCAGGAGACCAGGGGGGAUUUUUGUAACUUUGUGUACAUUUUACAUGCCGCUGGAGAGUGUAAAUUUGAGCUAUUUCAUGAAGGAUUUUGAACAUUUAAUAUAUAAAAUUUGUCUAUUUAGUUUUUUUAGAACGUGACGUCAACGACAAAUCUAUCCAGUAGCUAACAUAACCGGUGUGUGUAAAAAAAAUAAUAACAAUACGUAGACUUUGUAAGUGAUUAAUGAAAGUUUAAUGUUUUAUAUCACUAUAUUCUGGACAAAAACAUGUCUGUGGAUUAAAAAAAAGUCACUAUCAGGGUAGAGACUGGUGUCUUUAAUCGUCACAUUUUUAUGGUAUCAUGCUUGAAAUUAUUUAAUAAAUGAAUAAUUAAUC